AUGCGGCAUCGACCAGACAUUAGUGACCCACGGGCGCUGUUCGCUAGCAUCUACAAGGGAUUCAACGACGCACUACCACAAGACAUCCAAAAAGACUUCGUCGGAAUCAAGGAUCCCGCACUUGCGCUUGAGAGAUUCAAUCGACUGGUCAAAGACAGCGAGUCUAGUUCAGUCAAAACCAGGCGCGCCAUGAAAGUAACUGCGAAGCUUGCCGAUAAAACGGGCCCGUACUUUGAAGUUGUCAACAUCUAUAUACAGAGCCAUCCUGAAUACGCUGCCUUGGUAUGGGCAAUCAUGGCUCUCGAAUUCUACAGCAAAUGGGAGGCUCAUAUGUCGAAGGUGCAUGCACGUUUGGAUCAGGUGCAAAACCAGCAGCGGUCGCAGGGCAAGAGAAAUGACAAUGACAAGACUUUGAUGAGUGUGUAG
This is a messenger RNA of Parastagonospora nodorum SN15, 426 nucleotides long. RefSeq lists its product as hypothetical. The transcript is spliced from 2 exons. The coding region runs from base 1 to 426 and encodes 141 amino acids. The record is from RefSeq and is a predicted model, not a curated record. NCBI's taxonomy places the organism in Eukaryota, Fungi, Ascomycota, Dothideomycetes, Pleosporales, Phaeosphaeriaceae.